GUUAGUCUGGCACACUGGACGUGCUGCACCGACAGCGACGCUACCCACUCUGAGCAUGUCGUGUAGCACUUGGUGAAGCUCUGGGCUAUCUUAGUGAACGCCUAAUAUGUGAAGUAGGGAGAUCCAGGGAGGCGGGUGAGAUUGGUGUUUGCGAUCCCUUUGAAAUCACCCACGUGCUGUUCAGACUGUUAAUAUUUCUCGAAAAGCGAGUGCUACGACGGAUCCUGGACAAUGGACUUUCUCUCUCUAAGGAGACACACGGGGAGGACGCUAUUGGUUGGCCUGUCAGUGAUGGUUUGUCUCUUUUUAGUCAUCAACCAGUCAGACCUGACCACACCUGUCAGACCAGGCACUAGAGCAGACCUUCCACCUCUCUACCCCUCCAGGCGCAUCCAUGAUUACCAAAGUUUGUAUACAGCCCAGGAAGAAACGGCCGAGAGCGUACCCCUCAGCAGCCAUAAAUUCAUUCGGUUUCAUUUUGAUUCAGACGAGAAUGUAAGCCAUGGAGUGGAAGGAGAGGCGAGAGAGAAUGCAACACUGGAAGAGAAAGAAAAGCAAAACACAGGUCCAGAGGAAGACACAGGGUCAAGGAACUUGGCAAGCUCAUACUCCAGGGCGAACGUUGGUAUAAAUGAUCAUGCAGACCCUAGUGCAGGUCUAGCGAAAGAUGGAAGCCCUGAUGCGGGUUUAAUGAAGGCUGGAGGUCUUGGUGCAAAUAAAGUGAAAAAUACAGGCAAUGGAGUAGGUCUAUCGAAGGAUAGUAGCCUUGAUGUGGGUCAAGUGGAAAGCACAGGCCCUAGAGCAAGCACAUAUGAUGAGCCAGGAGCUGGUACAAGUCAAAACGAGACUAACCUUAAUCCUGGUGGUCAAGCGGAGAUUGUGCCAGGUCUACGGCAGCAGUUACUGACGGAAGCUGCGACAUCUUACACUGAAGAGAACUUGAUAGAAGUCAUUCUCACCAGGGAACGAGAACUUUUAACCCAGGCCAUGGAGGGCUACAAAUUCCAUCCUAAACUUAAGGCAAAGAAUAUGAAUGAUCUGGCGAUGGAGUCUGGAGGUCGUCCUGUGAGGAGCCUCGUCAUCACAACCUGGCGCUCUGGCUCAACAUUUAUUGGUGAUAUACUAGAGUCGCACCCAGCAAACUUCUAUCACUAUGAGCCACUUCUGGACUUCGGUAUCUCUCAGGUGCGGUAUGGGAAGGAUGCAAAACAAGCAAUCCACAAUUUGCAACAUCUUCUCACUUGCAACUACACUGACAUGGAGCAUUAUCUAGCCUUUGGGCCAGAUCAUCCGUGGUUGUUCUCCCACAACGAGCGGCUCUGGAAUUAUUGUUCGUCUUUCCCGGAGUUGUGCUGGCAGCCUGACUUUCUUGCACCUUUUUGCAGGCUCUUCCCAUUUCAGUCAGUGAAGACAGUGAGAUUGAGACUCAACCUCACUAAAGAGUUGCUUGAGGAUAAAAC
Cherax quadricarinatus is the source of this 1460-nucleotide messenger RNA. Lineage: Eukaryota; Metazoa; Arthropoda; Malacostraca; Decapoda; Parastacidae. The record is from RefSeq and is a predicted model, not a curated record.